AUGAACGUCAAGAAAUAUAUGGUAACUGUUAUUUGCAAAAACAUACGAGAUGAACGCCAAAAAGGAGAUCAAGCACUAUUGAAUGUACUUCAUCCUCAUAUUAAAUAUUUUAGGUCUUUAUUAAGAUUGUAUAGUCAUAAAAAUGUUAGAAGUAGCAAUAAGAAAAAACUAAAUGAACCAGGAACUCAAAACCCACGACUCAAAGAGAGCGCUGAUCCAUACAAUGUCAUGAUCAGCUACUUAAUUAGUUGA
This is a messenger RNA of Cinara cedri, 252 nucleotides long. Lineage: Eukaryota; Metazoa; Arthropoda; Insecta; Hemiptera; Aphididae. The record is from the annotation of a GenBank genome assembly.